AGAGUGAGCGCAGCGGCUCCGGGAAAAAAGCUGGUGGAGUUUGGACUGAACACAGCCGGGGAACUCCAGCUCCUGUUGUCGCCUCCUCGCUAGCUCUUGAAAACUUUUCCUGCCCCGGUGACACUAGGUUAUGGACUACUAACGGAGACUUUUUAACAAAACAACAGCCCCUCCGCAGCAACUUAAAAGCGAGCAAUCUAAAGCGCCGCUGCCCUCACAUCAACCGCAGCCUCAGUCAAAUCAGCAACCAUGGGCAAACAGAACAGCAAGCUCCGUCCCGACGUCAUGCAGGACCUGGUGGAGAACACGGACUUCACCGAGCAUGAGAUCACCGAGUGGUACAAGGGCUUCUUGCGGGACUGCCCCAGCGGCGCCCUGUCCAUGGAGGAGUUCAAGAAGAUCUACGCCAACUUCUUCCCUUACGGCGACGCCUCCAAGUUCGCCGAGCACGUCUUCCGCACGUUCGACGCCAACGGAGACGGCACCAUAGACUUCAGGGAGUUCAUCAUCGCCCUGAGCGUCACCUCUCGCGGCCGGCUGGACCAGAAGCUGAAGUGGGCGUUCAGCAUGUACGACCUGGAUGGGAACGGGUACAUCAGCAAGGCAGAGAUGCUGGAGAUUGUAACGGCCAUUUACAAGAUGGUUUCCUCGGUGAUGAAGAUGCCUGAGGACGAAUCCACACCUGAGAAGCGCACAGACAAGAUCUUCAGGCAGAUGGACACAAAUAGAGAUGGCAAACUGUCCCUGGAGGAGUUUGUGGAAGGAGCAAAGAACGACCCCUCCAUCGUGCGACUGCUUCAGUGUGAUCCCAGCAGUGCUGGACAGUAGAAAACUGGACUUUUCCACACUUGAUCAAUUCAACACAUUUUCAAAAUCUCUCCCUUCUGACCCGCCUGAGAUUUUUUUGAUAUCUUGAGCUAUAAAGGCACAUGAACACACACAUAGACAACACGCAGCUGUACAUACGACAAAUACCGAAGCCUGACGCAUAUAUAAUCCUUUAGACGUGCACACAGUGUUCAUGCGCCUCUAUGCCUGGUCAAAAGCUCCAGACAAACACGGCUCUCGUGUACGGUACGAAUCUAAGUGGUCAGCGGACCGGCAUCCCAUCAGAGACUUGUUAAACACCGAAUCCAAGCUGUGCUCUCUCUGUCAGCGAGGAUAAUCCAGCACAUUCAUGCGGUACGUUGAGCUGAAUCCAAGUUCGCUUUUUUGUUUUUAUUCCUUUUAUUUGUCACUUUUUAAAAGCACAAUUCCCGAUCUGAAGGGAAUCGUGCCGUCCUGCGCAACCGACUCGGGUUGUUUCUGGAAGACGCACAGAUUUUUGCUAAGUAUUGAAAUCUUAACUCCACAUUAACACUGGAAGAAAUGAAGUAUAUGAAUCUGGGACUACAAGUGUUCUCAGCUGCAGUAUGGCUACGUAGACGGAAGAUCUGGGAAUUGUAGUUUUUAACCAAAAGCGAAUUUUAGAAGGGAUGAAAGAAGUUUUUUUUUUUUUUCCUUUAUUGUUGUUUUAUUUUUUUUAAAUACAUAUUUUGGAGGAAUGUUACAAUGAACCAAAACUGACUCAAGACUUCUAGAUGAAGGGGAAUAUUCUGACUACAGAUUACAAACAUCUGUUCUUUUGAAAGUGACUUUUUAUGCCAAGUUCAACCCACAAACACACUGACACAGAAGCACACACAUUCACAUUUUACUCACAUAUACAUGAACUUGACAUAUGCAUAUAAACCGAGCUGUGACUCUCUUUCUUGAACAAGUGUAUAAGGAAAAAAGAAAAAAAAGAAGCUAGAUGUUAUAUGAAUAUAUAGUAUGUACUUAUAUAUUCUUCUACUCCGUGAUAACGUUGCGGCGUUUUGCUGCAACGGAAGAGAUUCACUGUAAAAAUUUUUGACGUAUAAAUUAUUGGAAUGUGACGAUAAACAUUUUAUUUUUCUUUUACUUGACGAAUAAUGAUAUGAAAGAAAGUUGUACAGUAUAUUCACUCAUAUUUAUACUAGAUGUUAAAACAAAGGAGAGGACCACACAUACUGCUAUGCAUUCAGCUUUGGAUAUCAUCUACUGCAUUUAGUUUAUUUAGGGAUUAGAAAAUAACGACGGUUUGAUUCCGAUCUCCCCCCGCUGGCAAGAACGUAAACAUUGGCAAGUUUCUCCUGUACUGUGCAUCGAUCUUUAAGCAGUCCUUCAAACUGUAGUGCACCAAUAAUCUAACAUUGUUCUCCUAAAUGUGCACUUUUGUUCGCAUCUGCAACUAAUAUUGACUACAGCUAGUCAGUUUUUGAAUGCUACCAUGACAGUUACAGAUAUUUUUUCUAACUAUAACACACACUUAACUGACAGGUUAACGCACUGACGUCGGUUGCGAGGUGUCCACCAGGCCUCGCUGUGUUUUUUUGCAGGAUUUACAGAUAGCUCUCCGCCGCUUACAUCCGCAUUAAUUUACACCUGCCUGUCCCUGCUGAUUUGAAAACAACAUGAGAUAUUGUGGUGGAUAAAUGUGACUUUGGGGUGAAAAAAAAAAAAAAUACAGCUGUGAUUAAUUCUCCAGGCUUCUGCACAUUUCAAUUUCAGGUACUUCAGUCCCACAUUACAUUUCAAUAGCAUGUUGUGGUCAAGUGCCAAAUAUAGAUGAAUUAAAUACAAAGGAAAAAAAACACAGUAUUGCAUCCAUUUAUACUGUACAGUUGCUACCUGUCGAACAAACAAAAAAAAAAAACCUUUGUCACUGUAUCAUUUUGUAGAUUUUGUAUUGUUAACUUGCAUUAUGUGUUCUGUGUAGGAUGUCCAUUUUGUUAUUCAAAUAAAGACAAAAUGGGAAAAUGC
This is a messenger RNA of Stegastes partitus (bicolor damselfish), 2823 nucleotides long. RefSeq names its product neurocalcin delta b (gene ncaldb). The record is from RefSeq and is a predicted model, not a curated record. NCBI's taxonomy places the organism in Eukaryota, Metazoa, Chordata, Actinopteri, Pomacentridae. Gene Ontology annotation, biological process: calcium-mediated signaling. The transcript is spliced from 4 exons. Bases 250 to 828 code for a protein of 192 amino acids. Gene Ontology annotation, molecular function: calcium ion binding; tubulin binding; actin binding.